CAUAGGUAACAAGUGAAAUGGCGGCCAACGUGUGUGCAAGGUCGCAUCGCGUUUUAAGACAAGUAUCGUGGAAUCAUUUGAUAAGAAGACCUUUUAGUUUCAGUACUUCCUUAACUACAGCUACAUCUACGAGAACGUGUUCCUUAUGGCGUAGCUUUUGCAGUAAGGCGACGAAUAGCGGUUGUAAACCGCUGGGGUCGAUUGAUCAAAGUGAUAAGUUUCAUCUAGUAUUCACGUGCAAAGUGUGUGAAACACGAUCACAGAAGCUUAUUAGUAAACAGGCCUAUUCUAAAGGAGUAGUUAUUGUCAAAUGUCCUGGAUGUAACAACAAUCAUCUUAUAGCCGACAACUUGGGAUGGUUUUAUGACGAUAACAGAAAUAUUGAAGAUAUCUUGGCUGAAAAGGGUGAAUCAGUCAAAAGGUUGACAGAGAAUGAUUCCUUGGAGUUUCUUGUAAAAGACUUGGCAAACAGAAUUGAAAAGGGAGAACCAAGUGAAGAUGAGGAUUAAUUAAAUUUUUUUGAGAGUUAAAAACAUGCCCCACCACCUCACACAGAGGUAUGUCCCUCUUAGAUGGCAUCAUGACCAACAGCCAGAACUGUAUGUUUUAUCAGAAGAUGAAUCAGAUUUCAACUUGGAAGCUUCAGACCAGCAUCAAGUAGCUACACUUUGUUGUUCUACCCCAAGUACUUAUAUGUGAUCUUUAAAUGACAGAUUUUAUGAAGCCUCUGUAAAGAGGGCCUUUUGUGCCACUGGUACAGUCAAGGUGUUAAGUGAGUGUGCUAAUUUUAGCCCCUACAUAAUUUCCUUUGUGCUAGUAAGGGUACUGAUUAAAAUCUGUGUUAAUGAUAA
Molecule: messenger RNA, 851 nt
Organism: Pocillopora verrucosa
Lineage: Eukaryota; Metazoa; Cnidaria; Anthozoa; Scleractinia; Pocilloporidae
Product: DNL-type zinc finger protein
Biological process (GO): protein folding; protein stabilization; protein import into mitochondrial matrix
Cellular component (GO): mitochondrion
Molecular function (GO): protein-folding chaperone binding; zinc ion binding
Source: RefSeq, a predicted model, not a curated record